AAACCGCUACGCGAGCGAGAUUCAGUCCAAGUUGGAACGCCGUUCGGUGAACUCGCAGCCUGUGUCUAGCUUUCGCGCGUAUCGUCGGCUUCAUCAUUCGAAGGCACUUGCUUCGGAGAGAUAAUUUUUUUUACUGUGCAAAGGGGCGAAAGGUGUCGGUGUGAGUGAGUGUGCGUGUGUAACAAGGCGUCCUUGUGCCUCCUCCUCGCUCGGUUCUUAUGAGUGGGUGAUGUUGCCGCUGGAACGUGUUUCGAUGGUUCCCCGAGAUGUGCGUUGAGUAACUAGAUCAUCAUCUACGAUGAUGUGACUGAUAGUAGUGGAGUGUGAGUUUCCGUGACAGUUUUGCACACACCCGGUCUGAGGGUUUCGUGCAGUGGUGUGCAUAUCCCGUUUACAACAUACUGGUGCACAUGCGUGCACUUCGAUCCACCGAAAUGCUACCGAAGUAGAAUACAGUAGGCUGGGUGGAAAAACAGCAAUGCUUGCCAGUGCCUACUGCGGUCGUCGGCGCGUUCGAGUGUUGGUGAAUGCUGGCUAAAGGAUUCCUUCGUCCGUGCCGAAAUAAAAAACCGUGUGAGAUGAAGGGAUACCAAAUUCAAUUAUAGCACCAAAGUGGAUUUCGAAUGCGAACGGUGAGUUCGAGCGAAACGAAGAGAAUUUGCACAAUUCCGACUGGAUUACCGGGAACAAGUGAGUGGAUUACCGAGGUCGAAUUUCUAUCGAAAAAAAAGGUGCCAAGUGCGAAGAAAAUUUCGUGUCUGGUCGACAACAAGGGAGGCAGACACAAACACAAACCGAAACCAGAGAAGAAAAUAAUCAAUAACUCGGAUGUUUUGAUCGGCUUUGUGAGUGUGCCAGAAAAGGGCGAUACGAAGAUAUCGGUGGCGGUGCCUUUUGACAACAGCAGCCUCCACAACUUGAAACAGGGGGGAUGCCAAGUGCAAAUUCGAGUCCCCUCAAACAAAAGUGCUUCAAUCAGGGCCUACUUAGUGAGCCGUGCAGCUCCAAAGGAAGAAAUUGUACCGGAAAAGGGUCCAAUUACGUUUACGGCAGUUGUUGAAUAACCACGGUUUGCAUAUUUUUGUGGUGAUUAGUGCGAAAGAAGAAAAAGUUUUCCAAGCGGGGCCUAAAAUGAUGAAAAGUUGCCCCCCUCGGAGCUAACGAGAGUGAAAUUUGGGCAUUAUUCGACCUUACGUCAGUUUGCCGCGAAGAGAUGCGCGAAACACGGGUGCUAUUGAAAGAGGUGAAUUGAUUGGCGAUUUGCUGUUGUGAUCCCUCCUAAGCCGGGUUAUCGAGAGCCGCAGUUUUUUCGGAAAUGCAAUCGAGUGAACCGUGAUGGAGAUGAUUUAUGAUUAGAUUUAUUGAUAAUGAUGUGGGGGUAGAGUGAAGAGGAUGCAAGAAGGCAGUAGCAACUGAGUUGUUCGAGAAAAAAAAGUGAAGAUUUUUUUUGCGGUGUACAUUUGGACAAGGCAUCAGGACAGGUGAACGGUUGAUUUGGCGGAAUUGAGCUGAAAAAAAUCGGCAUCUGUUGGAUAACACACGAAACAAACAGAGGCUGUAAAGAAACCAUUGGAACUGUUUGCAGUAUUCUCCCGUACGUGAUACAACGAGAAAAGAGCUCAACUACUACAAAAAUACAGAGACGACAAAUGAUCCAGAUUCGGAUGGACCAAGAACCAGUGCCGAAAAUGGAACCCUAGCUGCGUGAGCCUCGCCGGGCGCAGAACAUGGACACCCCCGCACCGUCUCGUCGGCACACACGUGUGUAAUAAGGGUGCGUGGGUGGUGAAUUCGUUAUUUUUGUGUUUGAAUCCAGAAAAAUAUUAAUUAGCAUUUACCAUCGGGGAAAAACAAGUGAAGUGAUUAAAAAGUGUUUUCGUUUUCUCGGGAGGAUUUUUGUGGUUUCGCGGAGUUUGAGUUCCGAGACACGCUAUGGAUACGAUGGUCUUCGACGACGAACCGCCGCCCGAACCGAGGGAUGGAUGGCUGCUGGUGAGGAUCUUCGUUCCGGAGCUGAACGUGUACAAGUGCUUGCAGUUUCCCUCGGAUAAGGUCGUGUGGGACGUCAAGCAGCAGUGUCUGGCUUCGCUGCCGAAGGUUGCCUUCUGGUUCUGGGAAUUGAAGGAAAGCUUCAACUAUGGCCUGUUUUGCCCGCCCUCCAAUGGCAAGGCGGGCAAAUUUUUGGACGAGGAACGAAGACUGGGUGACUACCCGUUUAACGGGCCCGUUGGAUACCUGGAGCUCAAGUACAAGCGCCGGGUGUACAAGAUGCUGAAUCUGGACGAGCGACAACUGAAGGCCCUCCAUACCCGGGCCAAUCUGCGGCGCUUUCUGGAGUGCAUCAACGGGGGUCACGUGGAAAAGGUUGCCAAGAUGUGUGCCAAAGGGCUGGACCCGAACUUCCACUGUCAGGAAACGGGCGAAACCCCGCUGACGAUUGCCACCGGGACGAAGAAGCCCAACAAACUGCUGAUUGCCCUGGUCAACGGAGGUGCCCUGCUCGACUACCGGACGCGAGAUGGAGCCACCGCUCUGCACCGGGCCGUCGAGCGGGACAGUCUCGAGGCGGUUAGCACGCUGCUGGAGCUGGGUGCUUCGCCCAACUAUCGGGACACCAAAGGCUUGACGCCGGUUUACCUCUCGGUGACGCGCAAAACCGAUUCGAAAAUCUGCGAAAUUCUGCUGCACGACCACGCCACCCUCGGCAUCCAGGACAGCCAGGGCUGGCAGGAGGUCCAUCAGGCUUGUCGGAACGGGUUAGUGCAUCACCUAGAGCACUUGCUGUUCUACGGUGCGGAUAUGGAUGGGCAGAACGCUUCCGGCAAUACGCCGCUGCAUGUUUGCGCUGUUAACAAUCAGGAGGCUUGCGCUAGAAUGCUUCUCUUUCGCGGUUCCAACCGGGGCGCACUAAACUAUGCCAAUCAGACACCGUACCAGGUCGCCGUAAUUGCCGGCAAUUUGGAACUGGCCGAGAUGAUACAGAACUACAAGUGCGAAGAUAUCGUCCCCUUCCGUGGUCCCCCUCGGUACAACCCGCGGCGCCGUUCCGGGCUGGGUUGGGGUUCGACGCUGUCCCGCAUCUACGGUGGCCCACCUUCGCCCUGUCCCUCGGAGCAUCCGUUCAGUUCGGCCAGCUCGAGCCUCUCGGAGGGAUCGUCCAGCCAUCGGAGCCACGAGGAUGACAUUAGCAUCGUGACAGAUAAAAGCCUUGGUGACACGAGCGACAUCAUCAGUGAUUCGUCAGGCGUCGGAACCAAUUCCGAUAGUGCAGCUUGCUCGAUUGGCCACCCCAGCACGACCGUGGUCUGCAUGGAGGGUUACGACGGUGGCCUGUCCGGGCACAUCCAGAUACAGCCCGGGGACGUGAUCGAGGUGGUGGGAUCUACCGAUUGCGGCCUGCUGGAAGGGUUCGUGCGAGGAACCAACAAAACCGGCUUCUUCCCUGCUCAGUGCGUCCAGGAAGUGCAGUUCCGGCAGAAAAGUAUUAUCAAUGUUUCAACCUCGGCACCGCAUCAUCACUACGUGAUCAACACCAGCAGUAAUGAGAUUAUGGAACAGCAGCAGCAACAGCAACAACAACAGCAACAGUACAACAGCCAGACUGCACCAAGGACGAAGAAGGCGGUCACUGGAGAGCCUCGAACGGUGGUUCUUCACCGAGCGAAGCGAGGUUUCGGUUUCAUUCUUCGAGGUGCGAAAGCUUCCUCGCCGUUGAUGCAACUCAAACCAUCUCCCCGGUGUCCGGCUCUGCAAUAUCUGGACGACGUGGAUCCGGGUGGUGUUGCCGAUAUGGCUGGACUCAAGCCUGGAGAUUUCUUACUUGCCAUUAACAACGAAGACGUCACGUGUGCCUCGCAUGAGCACGUGGUCGACCUGAUCCGCAAUUCGGGUUCGCUCGUAUCGAUGACGGUCAUCACGCUUCCUCACAAUCUGGUCAAUUCGAUGAUGGAGAAUGUGAUGGCGGGUGGUUCCAGUUCGAUUGGCGAUGGAAGUCAACAUUCCGGUUCCGGUAUGAGUACGCCGGUUUCCUCGCGGCAGUGUUCGACGCUUCCGCGACGGAUGAAUGGAGGACCGGCCAGCCUUGCGGGAUGCAAGCUGCCUGCUCCGAUGCCCCCACGAAGAGAUCCAAAGACAACACUUAGCGUAGGACGAGCACGUGCCAAAUCGAUGGUCGCCGGAUUGGAGGGCGGCGGUGAAAAAGAUGACGAUGAACUGCCGAACCAGACCAAAUCUACUUCGGCGGAAUCUAUCCAUCAGCAGUCUCAAUCGGCAAUCAACACACCGACACAGGGUGGACCUGGUACACCUGUUCAGCCGAGAACUGCGAGUAUCAAGUCGCGGCCCACAUCUAGUCGAAUUACAGCCGCUGAACUGGAGGAACUGUUCCAAAGGCAGCAAGGCGUUGACGCCAACCGCUGUUCAAUGUUGAUGACCAGUUCGCGAUUCCAGUCCGGAUUCGACAGUGGGGCAGCAACGCCUCCGACUUCUCCGCAAAAGGGACCAAUCGUGUAUGCUAGUGUAGCAGAAAUGAAGCGCAAAAAGUCAUCCAAGAUCGGUACGCUCAAGGGCCGUCCCAUUCCGAUUCCACAGGUCGGAUCUGACCUGAGGCGAACCUUCCACAGUACACCAGAUCUGGCGUCCAGUGGAACGGCUUCUGCAACCGGCAGUGCCGGAACAUUGACACCUUCGGCCAGCUGGUUCAACACCGUCGGCCACAAGGGACACCGAUCUCAAGACGAUGUGUACAGUUUACACAUGUCAAUGCAAAGACUGAAUCUCCCACCACCAAAUCAUCCGCCGCCACCGCCACCGAUAGGACAGGUCAUCAAAGUAGACAUUUCGCGUGGUUCCGAGUACGAGUGUCUCACCGCACUGCAGAAGCACAUCCAACAGAAAGCCAAACAACGGUCAAAGAUUCAGGAGGCGGAAAUCAUGUCCAGCUUCAAACCAGCCUCCAAUGCCAAGCUGUACGCUUCACCGCAGGAUAUCCGAAACGUUGGCUACAGGACAACGAGCGUAGCGUCGAGCAGCAGUGGCAACAGUAGCAGCGGAAAUAGCAGUACCAGCACAGAGAUCCGUAAAGCGUCGUCUAUUCGGUCAAACUCGAGCACAGGCAGUGCAAUCAACGUGACCACUGUUACCAUCAGCGGGAACGGAACCGGUAGCAUCACCAGCGGCGGAAGCAACCCGUAUGCGCAACCAGGUCGCCCUGCAGCUAUGCAGCAGACGGCACAGCCUCAACAACAACAGCAGCAGCAGUACAAAUCUUCCGGACCUCCACUGCCGGAGCCGGACUACAGCUUGAGCGAAUCGGACGCUGAGGAGGAUAACUCCGUCCGGCUGGUGCGAAGCAAUCUCAAGAAAGUCAAUGGAGGCCUGGCAGCAGCAGAGCUAAACGGGACGAGCAAGGUUACGGUAAGCGGUGGAGCCCCGAACAUCAAUCCCGGAAUGGCCGCCGAAACUAGCGGUAACAGUAACGCCAGUGGUAGCAGUUCCGGAUCGAGCUCGGUCCCACAUUCCUUCUCUGUGGAAGAAAUCCAGAAGAUUCGCACCAAGCUCAAGUCGUCGAAAUCCUACCCGAACGACUUCCUACGACAGCAGAACCAAACGGGAAAUCAACAACCCGGUGGCGGUGCGAAUCAAGCCAACGAAGACAAUGGCGAUAACAGUUCUUCCGGUGUCAGCAGUGAUCAGGAAGUCACGGUAACCUGCAAUGAUAAGGCACCGGCACCAGCGAUAGAUCCCAAGAAGGUUGGAUCGCUACUUGAGCAGAAAAAGAUGGCUGUUAUGAUCACCCCAACAGUGCCGGCUGUUCGCAGUGACGAAGACGACGAUGACCAGAGUCCAAGUCCUCCGGCUACCGGCUUCCAACGGCACAAUUCCCUCACGCGGAAGCAAGCCGCAACGAUUGCAGCGAACCGUGCGAAAGCCAAUCAGCAAAACAUCCAACAGAGGCAUGCUGUCACGUUGGCAACACUGCCACCUCCCAUAGAAGCCGACUCGGAUGACGCCGAAUCCGGAGCCCUGCCCGUAGAUGGUACCGAUGGGGUUGGGGUGGCUAUGGUGCUUCCUCCUCCGGCCGAAUUCAGUGAUUCAGUUGCUGCCGGAAGUGGACACCCACCACAGCAACAGCAUCACCACCACCAUCACCAACAUCAGCACCACUCGGGAGCAGGGCUGGUCAGCGGCCACAAUCCCAACUGCAAACGAGUUCGCAUUGUGGGUGCCGUCCCCAAAGUAAACCGACUAAACAGUCAGUAAAGAAACAAUCGGUUUAGCUAGACAUUAUUCUUCAGCACUCACUCUGUCACGAAUACAUAGACAAAUAGACCAUUACCGUACAUAGUCCGACGUAUAUUUUAAAAAUCAGAACUAGCAGGCCUAUGCAUUCACGUCGUUAGAGCAAAUGAAAGCUUUUCAAUAUAUAGCCAUCUACAGUGUGUCACAAAACUCAUAAAAUCGGAAAGCAAUUAAGCAACUUUUAUAACCUAAUAGAAAAUACACGCUCAAACGGUUGCUUAUUACAUUUUUAUACUUCUCACACACAAACACACGUUCGCAAAGAUGCGCCUAAAACCACGUGCAAUAUCGUCCCAGAUACACAAGUGACACUUCAAACAACAACCGGAAAAUUGGUGUCAGCACAGUUAGUCAAAAAGUAUAAACAUUGAGGUACCAGAAUUAGUACCGUUGUCGCACGUUGAACAUACAAUUUUAAGAUGAACAUUUAUUCGAGUGUGAAAAAGAUCUUUCAAGUCGUUCCAAGCCUACUUCGAUUGUUCGUCAGAGAACGUCGCAUGACGAACGAUUUGAGAAUUCCUUUUUCAUUGCCACUUCUCGAGCAGUAGAUAUAGUAGAUCUUGAUUUAUGCUAUUCUUUUAUGUUAAGUUUACGUUCUCCUGUAAAAUAGUAAUUUUCACUAUAUUUUCGCUCAAGACAUAUAGUUUGUAUGAUAACCGGAUGUAAAUUUCUUUUUCCCCUUGUACAUUUGAGUAACCUUUAUUGAGCAGAAUCAUUUCGAAACCUUCUGUCUUUAAUUAAUUACAUUAAUUAACAAGUCAACAAAGCAGUAGCUGAGAUAAGAUUCAACGGAUAAUAAAGGAACAGGAUAUUCACGGAGAGUAAUAUCCACUCUAAAAUUUAGCAUGUUAGAUUUUAACUACACAAUCCACUAGCGAUAAAACCAUGGUGUAACUGUUGUAUAUUUUUCUGUGACUCCAUUUUUCCGCCUAGAAAUUGGAACUCGAUUUUAAGUCUUACCACGUUGUAUAAGAGGAAAAUAGACACCAUUCUUCCAUUGAGUUUCCACUUGAUUCACCCGAAUUGUCUCUCGAAGAGUGGUGUGCGUAUAAUUGUUUUAUAUUUUUGUAACCUUUAUAGAAAAUUGGAAUAUCACACAAAUGCAUUAUUAUUAAAUAAAUUCUCCUAUACCCGCAUUCAACACAAAAAAUGAGAUACGGCCAUUUAAGGUAAUGAAAAAAUCGAACAGAAAGUGGAAUUUUACUAUAUUGCAUUGAAGGGAAAUUAUAUAGAAAAUAUACAAACGUACUCAUUCAAUACGAAAAAAAAAACAAACCAUACGUUAGAUGCAAACAAUACAAACGAAUAGAACACGCCAAUCUGUCCGCUAAACAAGCAAACUAAAAAUAGAAUCAACAUUUUAAAACAGAAAUCGUAACGGUCACAGCAGACAGCACCAUUUUGAAAUCUCAGCAACCCACGAACAGUUCUCAGCCAACAAUGGAAGCAGACCACGACACGUUUACUCACAUACACACAAACAACGCAAUAGUUCAGCCUUUAGAUCGAAUAGCAGAGAAAACGGAACCAUAUGUCGAACGAACAAUAGCCCAAACGAAAGAAAAAAAUAGUUUCGUAUAUCGCAUUUUAUCAUCUGACGAAUGCCCCGCCCGUCCUCCUAUGUGUAGUGUUGUGUUCCAACCACACCGACCUAGCAGUGCAGUGAUUGAAUGCCAGCACUCACAUACACACAGACAAACAAUCACGCAAAUACACAUAAAGAAACUAAAAAACAAAUAUGAAUUAAUGAAUACGCGAGCAAAGUAUAGCAUAGCCAACUAGCAUACAUACAAACGUACAUACAGAACACACGCAGUAUGAUAUUAAAGUGAGAUGAAAACACACAAACAAAAUGGUAAAAUGCUAUAACAAUUUAUGGUAAAUGAAAUAAAUAAUAAUGAUCAAUAA
Aedes aegypti (yellow fever mosquito) is the source of this 8208-nucleotide messenger RNA. It is a transcript of the gene Prosap, whose product is annotated as SH3 and multiple ankyrin repeat domains protein 1. The transcript has 14 exons. Bases 1933 to 6261 code for a protein of 1442 amino acids. Gene Ontology annotation, cellular component: postsynaptic membrane; dendritic spine; postsynaptic density. NCBI's taxonomy places the organism in Eukaryota, Metazoa, Arthropoda, Insecta, Diptera, Culicidae. Gene Ontology annotation, molecular function: ionotropic glutamate receptor binding; synaptic receptor adaptor activity. The record is from RefSeq and is a predicted model, not a curated record.